This is a messenger RNA of Truncatella angustata, 1716 nucleotides long. Its product is annotated as major facilitator superfamily domain-containing protein. The transcript has 10 exons. The record is from RefSeq and is a predicted model, not a curated record. Gene Ontology annotation, molecular function: basic amino acid transmembrane transporter activity. The coding region runs from base 1 to 1716 and encodes 571 amino acids. Gene Ontology annotation, cellular component: fungal-type vacuole membrane. Lineage: Eukaryota; Fungi; Ascomycota; Sordariomycetes; Amphisphaeriales; Sporocadaceae. Gene Ontology annotation, biological process: basic amino acid transport; transmembrane transport.
AUGCCUGGUGCCAAAGAUGAACAGACACCACUACUACGGGCGGCUUCAAGCCCUCUACCUCGAGAGAGAUUGAUAAACAACGCAUCACACACAAGCAACUUGCCUGAUGCAGGCGGAGAUGAUGUGUUAGCGCUUGGGGAGCCAGACUCGGAGACUGCGGUGGCCGCCAUUGCAGGCAAUCAGCAGGCGCCUAACCAUGGAACGCUCAACAAAUCAUCUGUCAUACAAGUCAUUGCGGUUUUAGCGAUCGGUCUGUUUACAUCUAAUCUCGACGGAUCUAUUGUGUUAGCAACACAUCCGCGUAUAGCGUCCGAAUUUCAUGCGCUGGAUCAAUCAAGCUGGCUUUUUAUUAGUUAUCUUCUGUCAGGCGUUGCCACCCAAACUCUGUAUGCCAAACUCAGUGACGUCUAUGGACGGAAAUGGCUUCUUGUCUUCUGCUAUGCUCUGUUCGCUGUUGGCCUAGUCAUUAUUGGACUAGCACCGUCUAUGUGGCAAGUCCUUUUAGGCCGCGCAAUUUCUGGUUCAGGCGGGUCCGGAUUGGCUUCUAUAGGAUUGGUACUGAUGACUGACCUCGUACUACUGCGAGAAGUCGGAACUUGGCAUGGUUAUAUGAACAUUAUCAGCACAACUGGUCGAAGUCUAGGCGGCCCGGUAGGAGGUUGGCUUGCAGACCAAGUCGGAUGGCGGUGGUCAUUUUUAGGACAAGCGCCAAUGUUCGUAAUUGCAAUUGUUUCUUCUAUCAUGGCUAUUCCAGAUACACAACGUCCAUCGGUCGCGGAAACCCAGCAAACGGUCACAAUGGGCAACUUUUUCGUGCGCAUCGACCUUGCAGGUAUUCUACUACUCGGCUCGUCCAUCCUCACACUACUGCUACCGCUUGAGCUCGGUGGUGUCAUGAUACCGUGGCAGCACCCCGCGAUCUUUGUGCUUGUCGGCAUAGGCGUUUGUCUUCUAGCGCUUUUUCUCAUGAAUGAGGCUUGGUGGGCGCCGAGUCCAGUCUUCCCAGUUCGAAUGUUGAAAAAUAGAGAAAUACUGGCAUGUUAUCUUGUUAUUGGCCUACUAGCUGCGGCGCAAACAUCGCUUGUCUUCUCUGUACCUCUAUACUUUCAAGUUACGCAACGCGUCUCGAACACGGUUGCUGGUGCCCAUCUGUUCCCUGCUGUUCUCGGAAACGCCAUAGGUGGGCUGGCCGCAGGGAGCAUCAUCAAACGGACUGGCCGCUACAAGAUUCCCCUGCUCGUCGCCUCCGCAGCCGGGUCGGGAUCAUACCUUCUACUGAUUAUACGAUGGCUCGGUCAUACAAAUUGGUGGGAAUCGUUGUAUAUAUUCUUUGGCGGUCUUGGCGCCGGCAUGGGGAACACUGCAGUAGUUGUGAGCCUCAAUGCCAUUGUCGAGCCGGCCCACAAAGCGGUUGCAGCUUCAGGCUUAUUUUUGUCACUUCCCAUUGGCAUGAUCACUGGAAUUGCUAUCACUAGUGCACUAAUGCUAGAGAUCAUGCAACAACAAUUGGAUAAAAGUCUCAUCAAACUAGGAUUGGGAUCGGCGGACAGACAGGAGAUCAUCUCAAAAGCUGCCGAAAAUGUGGAAUACAUCUACAAGCUUGAGGGCCCAGUCGCGAAGGCAGUGUCCAGUGCCUAUGUGCAUGGCUUGCGCUGGGGCUAUGGUAAGACCUCCGGAAUCACAAAAACUUUACACAUGGGACUCACAAUCAAAUAG